This is a messenger RNA of Gopherus flavomarginatus (Mexican gopher tortoise), 3154 nucleotides long. RefSeq names its product zinc finger protein 300-like. Gene Ontology annotation, molecular function: DNA-binding transcription repressor activity, RNA polymerase II-specific. Bases 407 to 1816 code for a protein of 469 amino acids. The transcript has 5 exons. The record is from RefSeq and is a predicted model, not a curated record. Gene Ontology annotation, biological process: negative regulation of transcription by RNA polymerase II. NCBI's taxonomy places the organism in Eukaryota, Metazoa, Chordata, Testudines, Testudinidae.
CCGGGAGGCGGCGGUGGGGCAGCGAGCGCUGGGCUCCGGCCCGGCAGCAGGAAGUGACUCGCAGCCGCUGCGGUGACUCUGGCUCCCAGGCUCCUGGCGAGAUCCCCGAGCCCCGGCGGCUGGUGCUGGGAGCCCGGAGCCCUGGCUGCAGCCGGGAGAGGGGAAUCUCCAGCAGGGCCCUUCCCGCUGCUCCCCAGGAGCCUCUCCCAGGGCAGAGCCCCCAGCCCGGCCCGGCCCCUGCCCCGGGGGGCCCCGCUCGGAGGGAAGCAUUUGGCUCAGAGAUGCUGUUAUUGGGAGGGUCUGAAGAGUCUCGGGGGAAUCGAGGUGUGGCAUGGACUGAAGCCCUUUCUGUAACCUCCUCCAUCACCCCAACAGGCUGAGGAAUUGCGUCCACCUUUCUCCCCAGAUGGGCCCGUCUUCCAGGAUGCAGGGAAGGGAAAUGUCUGUGAUGGAGCCUGCUGUGAUGCCGGUGACCUUCGAGGAGGUGGCUGUGUAUUUCACCCAGGGGCAGGGGGCUCUGUUGGACCCCGCUCAGAGAGCCCUCUACAGGGACGUCAUGCAGGAGAACUACGAGAUGGUGACCUCGCUGGGAUUUCCCAUUCCCAAACCUGAGCUGAUUGUCCGGCUGGAACAAGGGGAAGAGCCGUGGGUGCCCGAUCUCCAGGCCUGCGAGGAAAGAAGGCUUCAGAGAAGCACCCAUGCAGCAGGUGCUGAACGAGGGAGUGAGAAUGAGGAGGGGAAUCAUCAUGAGGAAGUUCCCAGGGAAGUGAAACCUCUGGGGACCUUUGUGGGAAGAGCUGAAGGGAAUUUUCCCCGGUGCUUGGAGCAGGCAGAAUCCUGGGGAAGUUGGCACAGGUCAGAGAGGCUUCUGGGAAACCAGCCAGGGAAGAAAGUGGAUGAACCUAUUAAGAGUGGGGGAAGAGAGGAGGAUCCCAGAGCCCAACAGACAAAUCCCAGUGAAGAGACACCCUGGCACUACCUUCAGUGUGGGAAAGGAUUCAUUGUGAGAUCACAGCUUGUGACACGUCAGACAAUCCAUACUGGAGAGAAACCUCUUCAAUGCUUGGACCAUGGGGAAAGCUUCAGUAAGGUCUCAGAUCUUAAUAACCACAGGAGAAGCCACUGUGGAGAAAAACCCUCUCAAUCCCUCGAGUGCGGGAAAUGUUUCAUUUCGGAGACACAAAUAAUUAGACAUCAGUUAAGCCACACACGUGAGAGACCCCACCAGUGCUUGGAGUGUGGGAAAAGUUUCAUACAGAGGUCACACCUUCUUCUACAUCAGGCAAUCCACACAGGAGUGAGACCCUAUAAGUGUUUGGAGUGUGGGAAAAGUUUCAUACAAAGGUCAGGCCUUGUUAGACAUCAGGCAAUCCAUACAGGAGAGAAACCCCAUAAGUGCUUGGACUGUGGGAAAAGUUUCAUACAAAGGUCAGACCUUGUUAAUCAUCAGGCAAUCCACACAGGAUUGAGACCCUACAAGUGCUUGGACUGUGGGAAAAGUUUCAUAAUAAAGUCAACCCUUGUUGAACAUCAGGCAAUCCACACAGGAGAGAGACCCCACAGGUGCUUGGUCUGUGGGAAAAGUUUCAUAAGAAAGUCAAACCUUGUUGAACAUCAAGCUAUCCACACUGGAGAGAGACCUCACAAGUGCUUGGACUGUGGGAAAAAUUUCAUACUGAAGUCACACCUAAGUCGUCAUCAGGCAUUACACACAGGUGCGAGACCCCACAAGUGCUUGGAGUGUGGGAAAAGUUUCAUAUGGAGGUCUGACCUCAUUAAACAUGGAAGAAUCCACACAGGAUCUAAACUUCUGUGACACAUGGCAAGAAAAGGUUAAGCAACUUGCUUGUAAUUGACUCAGAUUCAGGUUUUAGAGAGAGAUUUUAGAAGUUUGUCCACCUUAGAUAAGCUAGAGUUUGACAUGUAAAUGUGUAUUUUUAAGGACUUGGAAGAAGAGGGCAAGUCAAGUCUGAGUAACUUAAUUGCCUUCCAUGAGGAGAUAAGUGGCUCUGUGGAUGAGGUGAAUGUGUUAUACCUUGACUUUUGAGCUGUAUAAGUAGGGGCAUUGCCAGCAGAUUGAGGGAUGUGAUCGUUCCCCUCUAUUCGACAUUUGUGAGGCCUCCUCUGGAGUAUUGUGUCCAGUUUUGGACCCCACACUACAAGAAGGAAGAGGAAAAAUUGGGAAGAGUCCAGCGGAGGGCAACAAAAAUGAUUAGGUGGCUGGAGCACAUGACUUAUGAGGAGAGGCUGAGAGAACAUGGUAUGUUUAAUCUACAGAAGAGAAGAAAGAGGGGGGAUUUGGUCGCUCCUUUCAACUACCUGAAAGGGGGUUCCAAAGAGGAUGGAUCUAGACUGUGCUCAUUAGUACAAGGUGACAGAACAAGGAGUAAUGAUCUCACGUUGCAAUGGGGAAAGUUUAGGUUGGGUAUUAGGAAUAACUUUUUCACUAGGAUGGUGGUGAAGCACUGCAAUGGGUUACGCAGGGAGGUGGUGGACUGUCGUUCCGUAGAGGUUUUUAAGGUCAGGCUUGACAAAGCCCUGGCUGGGAUGAUUUAGUUGGCGGUUGGUCCUACUUUGAGCAGGGGGUUGGAGUAGAUGACCUCUGCAAAGGGUUCCUGUAUUCUGUUAAAUCAGGGAUCAGCUAGGUGCUAAGUGGCCAGUGAUUGCUCAGCUGGCCAUUCACAGCUGUGGAGCCAGGAACAAGAGAGUUACAGUUCACCAGAAGGACGGCUGGACACUCACUUAGGCCACACAUUGAUUGUUGUCUGUCCAGCUGGGGGCUGAACCUCAAAGAGGAGAGUGGUGCAAAAGCACAAGGAAGAGUUGCCUCCAUUGCCACCUCUCCUCUCCCAUCUUUACAGAAGUCAACAAGAUGGCUUUAAAAGCAACAGGGGUCUUGGACUGGGGAGGGCAGGCCAAGGCUGGAAGGAAAUCCAGCCUGGGUAUUCAGAACUGUGAACUGCCUGCAACAGCGGGUGGGGUGGGAAUUCCUAUUUGCUUCACAUCUUCCUUAGUUUGGUAAAAUGUAGGUUUUAAAAUGCAUGUUUUAAUUUUAUAGUUUUAACCCAUUCUGACCUUUUACAUCUUUCUCCCUUGUAAUCCCUGAAAACCUCCUUGCUCCUGUUACUAAAGUGGUUUUAGUGUUUUGUCUGGA